Lichtheimia ornata is the source of this 1917-nucleotide messenger RNA. RefSeq lists its product as uncharacterized. The transcript is spliced from 10 exons. The record is from RefSeq and is a predicted model, not a curated record. NCBI's taxonomy places the organism in Eukaryota, Fungi, Mucoromycota, Mucoromycetes, Mucorales, Lichtheimiaceae. Bases 1 to 1917 code for a protein of 638 amino acids.
AUGGCAGCUCGCAAUUCAAAAUCGCAGCAAUCCUCAGGUCCUUCUUGCUCGAAUGGAGAUGACAAGCAGCAACAGCAACAGCAACAGCAGCUUCAGUUGAAGACGCGUUUCUUUUCAGAAGUCGAUAACCGGAACGGUUCCGUACAUUGCACUCUUCAAGUUACCCACGUUCACUGGAUGGAAGUCAAGCACCCAGACGGCAUAAAACCUGUUGCGAUAGGAGAACGUUUACGACAACGAGCAUUACAGCAAGAAUCAAAGGACGAAUUGGAUGGCUCAAAUGAUGAUAGCUCGCAUGAUGAUUCGGAUUCGCCUGUAUUGGAAAGUGAUAACGACCUCGAGAUUAUCCGCAAGGAGAACUUUUUCAAAGAAGAGCUUACAGAAGAGGAACGUGAUCUUGUUGCCAAGCGAGUAUUGAUGCACCAAAAGUUGGUCAAGAAGCACGAACGACGCGAGAAGAGACGCAAAUCAAAAAAGAUCCGGAUCAUGUUUGACUAUGUGAAUGAUGAGGAAAUUGAUGAGAUGUUAAACGACUGCAACAGAGACGAGGAUGAAGUCAUUUGUCGCCUCGCUCAACAAGUUGGCUAUCUCAACACCAUACGCAAGCAAGUUGCCAUGAAAUACCCCCAAGAAAACACCCAAGCAUCAGGGAUGACGAUGAGUGCGGAGCAAAAGCAAGCUUAUCAACAGCUGGUCAAAAAGCGAGCUGAGACAUUGAGGAAAACCACUACUGACAGAGCCAAAAAGCAAUAUCGAAUGGGCAGUCGUCUUUGUUUGGAUGAAGCGGUCAAGCAAGCACAGCAACAUCAAAAAGUGGAUCCUGAAAAGGCAUUUGAAGGAUGGUCUGAAGCACGCAUUUACGCCUACAGAAUGAUCGAUGAGAACCCCAACAGCUAUUAUUAUCGUUUCAAUGCACCAGGAGAAGUUCAACGUAGAGGACAAUGGUCCAAGGAGGAAAAGAAGCUAUUCUUUGCACGACUUGCUGAGAUUGGAGCCAAUGGACAAUGGGGCAUCUUUAGCAUGAAAAUACCAGGUCGCGUUGGUUACCAAUGUUCCAACUUUUAUCGCCUCUUAUUGGAAACCAAGCAGAUCACUGAUCCCAACUACGUUCUUGAUGAAAACGGCAAAGCGCGUUAUCUCUUUGAUAAGAAGGAUGCCAGCGGCAAAGUCCACAAAGCAUUUCGUACGCAUCGACCCACUGUCAUCGAGGAAGACAACAACAAUGGUAGUAGUAGCAAUGGAAAACGUCGACGUGCCACUACUCGAUCAUCCUCAUCAUCUGCUGCUGCUGCUUCUUCUUCUGCUACUGCCAAUGACAACACUACCACUGCAACCAAUGCACAACAACAACGAUCUGGAAAAAGACGAAGACGACGAUUUGCUGCAUCCGAUGAAAGCGAUGACGAUGAUGAUGACGGUGGUGCUUAUGUGGAUGGUGAAUAUCGAUCGAGUCGUUCUAGAGCAAGGAUGAUGGAUACGACACAAUCGAAUGAUGGAGACAAUGUGGGACGUCGACGAAGCAAACGACAACGAAAACCCACAGCUGCGGCUAUCGAGGCGGGGUUGGUUGCCGAAUCCAGACCCUCUUGUUCUUGGGAGACUUCCAUCACUGGUACAACACACGACCAACAAGGAACACACUCAAAGGACAAUGAUGAUGAAUCCACACUCAACAACAAUGAGCAAAAUCCUCUUCCAGGGUUCAUUGAUCCAAUCACAUUGACCGAAGUCGUUAAGCCUGCCAUUUCAAAAUAUGGACAUGUAAUGGGAUAUGACAGCUGGGUGCGUUGCUUGACGCGUUGGGAAGGAAAGCAGAACAUUUGCCCACUCACAAAGAAACCUCUGACAAAACGUGACCUUGUGAUUCUGGACUUUGAUAAUAUUGAGGAGUACAGGUCUCGGAUCGUAAACCUGUGA